This is a messenger RNA of Penicillium oxalicum, 1341 nucleotides long. RefSeq names its product prenyltransferase nscD (gene nscD). The transcript has 2 exons. Gene Ontology annotation, biological process: alkaloid metabolic process. The record is from RefSeq and is a predicted model, not a curated record. Bases 1 to 1341 code for a protein of 446 amino acids. Gene Ontology annotation, molecular function: prenyltransferase activity. NCBI's taxonomy places the organism in Eukaryota, Fungi, Ascomycota, Eurotiomycetes, Eurotiales, Aspergillaceae.
AUGCCAGCUCUUGCCACACAGCCGCUGAUUGAGACUACGCCGCCGCUCAAGGUGUGGAACUCGCUGGUGAAGAAAUGUCUUCCGCACGCGGAGAACAAAGAUGUCCAGUUCUGGUGGAACCUCACUGGAUAUCAUCUCGCAGUGAUGAUCGAUGCGGCUGGAUACUCGAUUGAGAAGCAAUACGAGGUGCUUCUCUUCCACUAUCACUGGAUUGUACCCCGAUUGGGACCGGUACCAAAGCCUGAUGGGACGCCCGUGUUCAAGUCUUUAAUUGCCUAUGAUGGCUCGCCUCUAGAGUACUCCUGGAAGUGGAACACCACAACCGGCGAGCCGGAUAUCCGCUACUCGUGGGAGGCAAUCGGCAAGGACUCGGGCACGGCAUCCGAUCCACUAAAUCAUGAUCCAUCACUGGACUAUAUGGACAAGGUGACCCAGGUCCUUCCUGCAACGGAUUACUCAUGGUUUCGUUACUUCCUGGCGGAAAUUUACCGUCCCGACAGAGAGUUUUAUGCCAAGGAGCUGGAAGCCGGCGAGCCACCCGCCACCACUCUGAUGCACGCCGUCGAGUACAACAAAAAGGCCAGCUUCGGACUCAAGUCGUACUUCCUGGCGAGAAAGCUGUUCAUGGGAGGCGAUCCUGCCACCCUGCAGGAAUGGGACGAUGCAAUCGUCAAGCUGAACCCCGGCCAAGGUCAUCCAGGCAGAGAUGCCCUAAUGCACUUCCUAACCACCAGCUCCGAGGGCAAGCUGAUGAAGCCUAAUGUCAUGGGCAUGGAUAACGUGGAACCAUCAAAGUCCCGCCUGAAGAUGUACUUCACGUCCGCCCAUACCAGCUUCAAGUCGGUCCGCAAAAUCAUGACAAUGGGCGGAAUUUGCCACAUCGCCGAGGAGAGCCUGCAAGACUUGCGUUCCAUGAUCCUCGCCGUCUUGGGCCUACCGGCGGAUUUCCCCGAGGAGCAGGAGAUUUCUGUCGAGGCAACCAGCGGUGGUAGCACGUGGAAGGAUUUCGAGGCUUUGUGCGAGGGGUUUAUCUACUUCUUUGAUAUUGCCCCUUCAAGCGGCAGGCCUGAGGUCAAGUUUUACUUGACCACUCGCAAGUACGGUGCGGAUGACCUCACCAUUGCUCGUAAUUUGAUGGCCUGGAUGCACGCACAUGGCCGUGGCACGUAUUGCGAUGCGUACCUUGGCAUGCUUGAGAAACUUGCCGAGCACAGGGGGCUGGCGAACGGCAAGGGAAUGCAUGUCUACAUUAGCUACCAGUGUUCUCAGAAGGGAGAGCCGGACAUUAAGUCAUACAUCUCUCCUGAGCUGUACCACAAGGAUCGAUAUGCGAGCAUCUAA